AUGCCCCGCCGUCGCAAGCCGCCCCGGCCAGGCGCCCUCAACGACCUGCCCCCGCUGCGCAUCGCUUCGCAGAUCGCGGCGCUACAAGGACUGUACUAUGCCGGGGCGCUGGUGCUGAUGCUCUUCUCGGCGCUCGUCGCUGGUACGGGGUUCACGCUGGAUCUCGUGUUUGGGUGGGAGGCUGUUCGGGGAGAUACGACGCAGGGGUGGUUGGGAGCUUUCUUGUGGGUUCUUGAUGGGGGUUUUUGCAUGGCCGUCGCAAUCAUUAUCCUCAUCGGCCGUUCAAAGCUCGUACCCGACUUCGCGCUGACGAUGCAUGGUCUACACCUCGUCGUCACGAGCCUAUACACCGGCCGCAUACCACGGAACGCAAUGUGGUGGGGUGCCAUGGCGGCCAGCUCGGGUAUCUGUGUGGCUUUGGCCGUUUGGGGGUCUAGAUACCGCGAGCUGAGGCCAAUAUCUUUCGGUGGAGGAGGCGGUGGAAAUAUCGGGGGCGGUGCUGGGAGCAGUGGUGACGGCGCUGCGCAGAAUGGUGGCACCGGCGACGAGGAGGAUGGGCUUGGGUUCUCCAGGGGACGGGGACGCGGGAGAGGGAGGGAUGGUGAGGGCGGGUAUGAGAUGGUCGGGAUGGAUCAUGAGAGACGGAAUUCUUGA
Molecule: messenger RNA, 654 nt
Organism: Colletotrichum acutatum
Lineage: Eukaryota; Fungi; Ascomycota; Sordariomycetes; Glomerellales; Glomerellaceae
Product: integral membrane protein S linking to the trans Golgi network-domain-containing protein
Exons: 2
Coding region: 1-654 (217 amino acids)
Biological process (GO): Golgi to plasma membrane protein transport; protein localization to Golgi apparatus; Golgi to endosome transport
Cellular component (GO): Golgi membrane; trans-Golgi network
Source: RefSeq, a predicted model, not a curated record